Molecule: messenger RNA, 1107 nt
Organism: Penicillium alfredii
Lineage: Eukaryota; Fungi; Ascomycota; Eurotiomycetes; Eurotiales; Aspergillaceae
Product: phospholipase D regulator
Exons: 2
Coding region: 1-1107 (368 amino acids)
Biological process (GO): positive regulation of catalytic activity
Cellular component (GO): fungal-type vacuole; cell periphery
Source: RefSeq, a predicted model, not a curated record
AUGGAUGCGAUGCCUAGCUCCAGGGUUGAUCACGCUGGGCGCAUCUUCCCUGAGAAGCUAUCAGAGAAAAUCCCCUCACCCACCGUAAAUGCACACCCCAAUAACCUCUUCGUUGACACCCAAUCUGGAUCAUUGCGCAACGGUGCCUUGGAGUCGUCCACUCCGGUUGCCCGUACCCGGGAGGGUUUGACAGGGGAAGACACCCGAUCCCAACGAUUCACCCUGCGCACUCUGCCCGCAUGGAUCCGGUCGGUCGAGGGGUAUGAGGAGGAUGAAGAACACGCGACUGCAAACGAUCGCCUGCUCCCUUCUCAACCCAAUGACGCACGGGUUGCUCAGCAUAACCACUCGCCCUACGCAUCGUCCAGGCCCGAAUUUUCCCAGUCUCACGACUUCAGCCUCCUCGAGGACACUGCGCCUCCCGAUCGCGAAUCGCGUUGGAAGACGUUCUCGCGCACCAUCCAAUACCCUCGAGAGUAUGGCCGGGAGGAAAAGCAAGUCACAGCAGAUUGGAUGAAUCAAAAUUUAGGUGACUAUGCGGAACCAUGGCGAGGCAAGCAUCUUGAGGGCGACAGCCCGGAGUACCCGCUGCACCGAUCCACGCGCCGGGAGGUUUGGUUUAAACGCUUCCACAACUCACUCCUACGAAGCCCAAUGGUCCCGAUGAUCCUGCGAUUGACCGUAUGGUGUUUUUCGCUGUCAGCCUUGGCUCUGGGCGGAUCUAUCCAGCACAUGUCUGAUGAAGGGCAUCACCCGCAAGGCCCCUCUGCACUUAUGGCGAUCAUCGUCGAUGCUGUCGCCCUGAUCUACCUCGUUUACAUCACAUUUGAUGAAUACACGUCGAAGCCUCUAGGCAUACGAUCUCCUUCGGCCAAAGCGCGGCUUAUUCUACUGGAUAUCUUCUUCAUUGUUUUUGACUCGGCCAACCUCAGCCUGGCGUUUGCUUCUCUCUCCGAAGUUACGGGCGCAUGUACUGAAGCAGAGGUAAACCAGGAGCUGGAUCCUCGUAACGAUGGCAUUUGCGUGCGGCAAAAGGCACUUGCAUCGGUCUUGUUGGUCGCACUGUUAGCCUGGCUCAUGACGUUUGCCAUUAGCGUUCUCAGGUAA